Messenger RNA from Nematostella vectensis (starlet sea anemone), 1884 nucleotides. RefSeq names its product coiled-coil domain-containing protein 74B. The coding region runs from base 250 to 1488 and encodes 412 amino acids. The transcript has 6 exons. NCBI's taxonomy places the organism in Eukaryota, Metazoa, Cnidaria, Anthozoa, Actiniaria, Edwardsiidae. The record is from RefSeq and is a predicted model, not a curated record.
UCAUGCGCCGUGCGAACCCCAAGUAAACCUGACCAUUGUUGGGCAGAAGUUAUUCCUUUGAAAAGCUCGCCCGAAAAGCUUAUUUUUAACACAGAUGUUAAGGUAAUCUGUAUUGAAAAAGCUUCUGUGUAUAUCUGUUUGAGAAUAUCAUGGCUCUCUUUGUUGAAGAUUUGGCCACGAUCGCUCUACUUUGAGGUUGUGUUUGUGUUGUGGUAGUUGUUAUCAGGGAGGUUUUGUCGUCGGUUCAGAAUGCAGACACAGGCGAUGUCAAAAGGAUCUAGUGCCCCACCGGCGAGCUUACCCCCGCUACAAAACCUCCCUUCUUGGUCAAGAAGCUCUCUAGAACGACGAAAACAACCUAAACCUUUAAUACGCGAUCAACUUGAACCGAUCAAGACACUGGAAGAACGAACUAUGGAUCUCGAGAAUGAAGAGAGAGUGAAUGGUCUACCGCGAGUAGUGUCUGCUCCUUCGACAUCAUCCGACUUGAACUCGAACCAAAGGGUCAAAAGCUUGGAAAACAGUUUAGACUUUCUGCAAGCACAGCAUUCACAAGUAUUGGACAAUCUACACGACGAAAUCGAGAGAUUAAAAGAGGAAAAUAAAGCUUUAAAAUUCAAGAUCGUGAUGAUAGCUGGUGGUAUCUCUACUGAAGGCAAUGUAAGUUCAAAUCAGAGGGACAAUAAUUCACAGCCUGAAGAAGCUCAAAUACAUAGCAAAAAAGAACCAAGAAAAAGUAGUGGGUCUGACAAAAUGAGGUCUUGCUUACCAUCUCAGGAAAGAGUGUCAAGCAGGUCACUUCAGGAAAAGAAAGUGACUUCUGGAACUCCCGCAACUUCUGGAGUAAAACCUGGAUCAGCUCGAGGAUCUGGAAAGUCUAGAUCUGCCAACAAACAGAAGACCAAACCACAAGUAGUAAAUGACAAGCCCUUACCUCCUCCCAACAUGGCAGGCUCACAACAUGCACUAAGUCACAAGACACCUCAAGCACCCUUCCAAAAGUCUGUUACUGACAGUCAACAGGUGUUUAUGGUGACAAUUAGAAAAGACAAUUCUAUUGAGGUUCAUUUUCCAACAGAAUCUGCGCCCAGAUCACCAACCUUGUCUGAGUGCAAGACAAUUAUUAAGCAACAGCAAGAGAUGAAUUCUAAACAAGCUCAAGAGUUAACAAGGCUGAAAUCUGAUCUGCGCGAAGCAGCAAACUCCAAUAAGUGGAGCUCAGAUACAUAUCUUCUAACCAAGUCUUACGUCAAGGGUGGCGAUGCAAUAAGCUCUGGUGGUGAAUGGCCACAUGGAAACCGUCCACUUCCCAAACUUCCGAUGCGAGACCAAUCUGUCUCUGGAAAGGCAACAUCAAGAGUGAGGGUGACAUCUGAGAAUGUGUCCCUCCCUAUGUUGCGACCCAACAUAAACUCAACUGUUGCCGACAGAAGGAGAAGGCAACAAGCUAUCCUUAGAGGCAGACCUGGUCGCAAAGACUUCUUCUAACUAUUAUAGUGUCUAAAGAUAAUCUUUUAAAAAAAUAGAAUAUACAAAUCGAUGCUGUGACCUAAAACAUUUUAUAUUUGAAUUCCCAUAUCCUUUUUGACUUUUUCAAAUUUAUCCAUAUAAUAAGCAUCAAAGAAAAAUUUAUUUGUAUAUAGUUUUCCUAUUGCAUACUAUUUUUGUAAAUAGUUUUCCUUAACUUCUUUUCUUUGUAAUUAAUAACAUUUCUUUGUAAUUAGUAGCUCAGAUGUAUCCUGAAUUUGCUUCUUCUGUGUGUUCCUUUGAGAGCACUAUUUAUGAAUGGUAAUAUUUAACUAGAUAUUUCUUGAAGAAAGGUGUGAAAAUCUGCACACAUAGAAUGAGUAUUGGCAUAAAUUGAAAAUAAACGGAUAAAAAUAA